This is a messenger RNA of Megalops cyprinoides (Indo-Pacific tarpon), 798 nucleotides long. Its product is annotated as LIM domain-containing protein 2-like. The transcript has 4 exons. Lineage: Eukaryota; Metazoa; Chordata; Actinopteri; Elopiformes; Megalopidae. The record is from RefSeq and is a predicted model, not a curated record. Gene Ontology annotation, biological process: actin filament bundle assembly. Gene Ontology annotation, molecular function: actin filament binding. Gene Ontology annotation, cellular component: plasma membrane; actin cytoskeleton. Bases 174 to 512 code for a protein of 112 amino acids.
AAUUCAGAGAGGAAGAAAAAGCCGAAGAAGCCGGCUGGCAUUCAGACAGAAGUGAAAACCGUCUGCAGAGAGAUUGAAGGGGCGAAUGAGAAAGCAAUCGACGGGAUCACACUGAGCUGACGAGAGGACCAUUAUAGUGCUUCUUUUUAACCAGCUGACAAGAAUAUACGCAGAUGGACACCAGCACAAGCUCUGAGGACAAACCGGUGCAGCGCUCCAAGUCGUUCAGCUUUAAUGUCCAGAGGGAGGUGUGCUCGUCCUGUGAGAAGACGGUCUACCCCAUGGAGAGGCUUGUGGCGGACAAGCUGAUAUUCCACACGACCUGCUUCUGCUGCAAGCACUGCAACACCAAACUCAGUCUGGGCACCUAUGCAGCCUUGGAGGGCGAGUUCUACUGCAAGCCGCAUUUCCAGCAGCUGUUCAAGAGCAAAGGCAACUACGAUGAGGGUUUUGGUCGCCGGCAGCACAAGGAGCUGUGGACCAGCAAGGAGAACGAAACCAAGACCGCGUAACCACACCAGCCUGGAUCCACCACAACCCCCACCCCCCAACAUCCAAGAUGCCACGUACACACACAGCACACGCAAACAACACCUGUAAAUGACACACAUUCCAGCAUGCAAGCUCACACCACCUUAAAGGACUGGUCAGCUGCUGCAGUGUUUUCAGAUUUCUAGAAUUGGGCAUUGAUUUCUUAAAAAAAAUUCUUAAAUUAGUUUGUUUUAAGUCAUUUUAUUGUAUAUUCUCCAUAUCAGGAGUUGUUUUCAACCAACCAGCCAACUAAAUUAACUGGAAUGU